AUGGCGAGUUAUUUUGAUAUGAACGAAUUCAGCGUAGAACAGCUUAUGGCUCUCAAUAGUAUCAUAGAUAGUGACAACGAGAUCGAUGAAAGAGUAGACAACAUCAUGGCCGACAAAAACUACAGGAUUGCACCUGAUGAUAAGGGCAAAAGUCCCUUUGAAGGAGAAAGACAAUUCGUAGACGAAGUUGACCGUGAUAUGGAGGUAAAGAAACCUAGACGCCUUCCUUUGAACUAUAAGGGAAGAAGAGGAAUUAUGCCUACAUGGAAAUACUCUGACAGGCAAAAGGCAAAGGCCCUACUUGUAGAGGAGGCAUACCAAAGUUUACUAUCAAAGGGCGUUCAGGGAUUACCACCAACAAUGGGAGGCAGAUGGCGCACGGAUGAUCCUCAAGUAAACGAGGAAAUCAAGAGGAUUGAAAAUAAAAGGAAUCCUAAGAUAAAGCGUCCCAGAGGUAGACCACCGAAGGCAAAAACUGACUCCGAAGUUAAGGUUCCCAAAAAGAGAGGAAGACCUUCAAAGGCAGUCCGAUGCUAAAGUGAAGAUUCCUGGAAGGAGAGGUAGACCACAAAAGGUAAAGACUGACUAUGAAGUGAAGGUUCCUAAAAAGAGAGGAAGACCUCCAAAGGCUAAGCCUAAUGUUAAGGUUAAAAGGCAAACCGUAGCUGAAAGAUUCCUGAGUCAAAGAAAGGUAAAACUGUCAGUACCAGCUGAUAGUGUUAUAACACCAACAGGUCCUGGUAAGUUUAUAAUUCACGUGGAUCUUAAUAAUAAACCUGUGAGAAAAGCUCCUGAGGUGCCUAAGGGUGUAGCUCCAUGGAAACCCGUACCUAAGCCUAGAACGGUACUUCCUAAGGAAAGACCUGUACCUAAACCCAGGACUAAGCUUCCUAGGGAAAGACCUGUACCGAAACCUAGGACCAGGAAACCAGUGUCUGCUCCUAAGGUCCGUAAGCCUGUAAGAGUGUCGAGGGAAGUCAGGGAGCAGCCUAUGGUGGUUACACCAGAGGAACAUGAAAUCGAUCCAUUUGGAACAGACCUUGAAAAGCCAUUCCACAGAAAAUCGAAACAGCCGCAAAUGGAGCCGCCGUGA
Paramuricea clavata is the source of this 1093-nucleotide messenger RNA. Lineage: Eukaryota; Metazoa; Cnidaria; Anthozoa; Malacalcyonacea; Plexauridae. The record is from the annotation of a GenBank genome assembly.